Messenger RNA from Cloeon dipterum, 1185 nucleotides. RefSeq names its product phosphoenolpyruvate phosphomutase-like. Bases 40 to 1026 code for a protein of 328 amino acids. Gene Ontology annotation, molecular function: phosphoenolpyruvate mutase activity. NCBI's taxonomy places the organism in Eukaryota, Metazoa, Arthropoda, Insecta, Ephemeroptera, Baetidae. The transcript is spliced from 5 exons. The record is from RefSeq and is a predicted model, not a curated record.
GUUGACUGCCAGACGACAGACUUCAGCCCCUGGAGCAACAUGUUUCUUAGUAGUAUUCUCCGGAAACAAUUUUGGCAGCACGCCGGUCGUCGGGGGUUGGCGAGCGGGGGCGGGGGCGGGCAGCGGCGGACGUCGCGGCUCAGGGCGAUGCUGCAGUCGCAGGAUCUGUGCUUCCUGAUGGAGGCGCACAAUGGGCUGAGCGCACGCAUCGUGGAGGAGGCGGGCUUCGGCGGCGUGUGGGCCAGCGGCCUCAGCAUCUCGGCACAGCUCGGCGUGCGGGACAGCAAUGAGGCGUCGUGGACGCAGGUGCUCGACGUGGUCGAGUUCAUGGCCGACGCCACCACGCUGCCCAUUCUGCUGGACGCCGACACCGGCUACGGCAACUUCAACAACGCGCGCCGCCUUGUGCGAAAAUUGGAGCAGCGCGGCGUCGCUGGCUGCUGCAUCGAGGACAAGCUUUUUCCCAAGACGAACUCGCUGCUCGACGACCGCACCCAGCCCCUUGCUGACAUUAAAGAGUUUGCCCUCAAAAUUCAGGCUUGCAAGGAACACCAAACCGAUCCAGAUUUUUGCGUGGUGGCCCGCAUGGAGGCGUUCAUCGCAGGUUGGGGCUUGGAGGAAGCCCUGAAGAGGGCCGAGUAUUCCGUGACUGCGGGCGCCGACGCAAUUUUGGUGCAUAGCAAGAAGAGCGAUUCAUCCGACAUUGAAGCGUUCAUGCGGCAUUGGAACAACAAAGCGCCGGUGAUAAUUGUUCCGACCAAAUACUACACCGUUCCGACGGGAAAAUUCAGGAAAAUCGGAGUCUCCACAGUCAUUUGGGCCAACCACAACAUGCGAGCGUCUGCAAAGGCGAUGCAGGAAACGAGCGCCAAGAUUUUCAAGGAACAAUCGCUCGCAAAUGUUGAAAUCGAGGUGAUUCCUGUGAAAGAAGUCUUCCGUUUGCAGCGGGAGCACGAGCUGAAGGAAGCAGAGGAAAGGUAUUUGCCUUCCGAGAAGCCCGCCGACGAGCAAAACAAGAGCAUUUGAAAAAUUUGUUUAUUAAGGCACGAGGAACACCAAGAUCAAAAUAAGUGCGGUAAUCACCAAGACAAUCCCUAUCACGCAGAUGUACUUUUUCUGAAAAAUCGAAAACAACGUUCAAUUUACGUAAUAAAUCAUUAACACGAAUCGAAAACCUUUCUAAGC